AUGAGCGGUCAGCUGGCGGCUCUAGAGCCUGCCCCUUGGCAGCAACCGAGCUCCAAGCCUCUGGGCAAGGUUGGCAACUUGAGCCGGAAUGGCUACGGAUUGACACAAGAGGGCGUCAUGUCUCGGGCAGUGGACCUCGCGUUGAGACGGGCUCUGUGGAUAACAGACGAGCGCGCCCGGCCCCAGGCUGCCGAACGGACCGGCACGGAGGCGGCGGCGGGGCCCCUCGCCGCCGAUGCCGGUGCCCACCGGAGAGCGGUAGCUGGGGGCAGCGGCCCUCAAGGGGCGGACGACGAGUACAGCAGCGACGACAGCAGCAGCCGCAACCGAACCAAGCUUGCUCGCAACGUGGGCUUCGACCGCCAGCAAAGGGACGCCGAGAACGCGGCGAAGGUGGCGGAGCAGCUGGAGAAGAUCAACGCCCAGCGGACCAUGCUGCAGCCCGUCUUCGCGGAGAAUCCCGAGGUGGAGGCGUUCCUGAAGACGCACCACGAGAUCGAGCCGCGGGCCGUCGCGCAGCUGCGGGCCAUGCCCCACGAGCAGGCCAGGAUGGUGAUCACGGGGCCCCUUGACCGCGCCCGCAACAAGACGGCGGUCAUCCUCGCCAGGAGAUCAAGAACUUGA
This is a messenger RNA of Prorocentrum cordatum, 624 nucleotides long. The record is from the annotation of a GenBank genome assembly. NCBI's taxonomy places the organism in Eukaryota, Dinophyceae, Prorocentrales, Prorocentraceae.